Suillus bovinus is the source of this 180-nucleotide messenger RNA. RefSeq lists its product as uncharacterized. The annotation marks the transcript as partial. NCBI's taxonomy places the organism in Eukaryota, Fungi, Basidiomycota, Agaricomycetes, Boletales, Suillaceae. The record is from RefSeq and is a predicted model, not a curated record. Gene Ontology annotation, biological process: deoxyribonucleotide biosynthetic process. The transcript has a single exon. Gene Ontology annotation, molecular function: oxidoreductase activity.
CCUGUUGGCCUCAUUGGCAUGAAUGUCAAGCUCAUGUGCCAGGACAUCGAGUUUGUCGCAGACCGUUUGUUGGUGUCGCUAGGCAAUGAUAAGGCUGGCAAUGCCACAAAUUCAUUCGACUUCAUGGACAUGAUCUCGCUACAGGGGAAGACCAACUUCCUCGAUUACUCGAAGGCGAAC